AGGAGUCAUUCGACAAGUCCUCGCAGGGAAAUAAGCAGUAUUAAUAAGAAGUAUUAUUGCUGACAAAAUGGAAGGGUACAACAGACUGGUAGAAUAUGUCCCACCAGAAUGGUGUAGAAAACUAAAAGUGCUGCCAAAGUUCAGGAUUCCGCUUGCAAUGACACCAACUCCUAUUCACGAAUGGAAAAUCGAAGAUAUUCCGGAAGCUUUCCAAUUGUUCGUUAAACGAGACGAUUUGACGGGAUGUUUACUAAGUGGAAACAAGGUUAGAAAAUUGGAAUUUCUGUUAGCUGAUGCCAAAGCAAAAGGUUGUACAAGCGUGGUUACGAGCGGAUCUACGCAAUCAAACCACGCAAGAAGUACCUUAAUCGCUGCCAAACAAGUCGGGAUGGAUUGUCACUUGAUACUGAGGGAUAUAAACGAGAACUGCACAACAACAGUUCCGAGUGGCAACUUUCUGCUAAUGGAAUCUGCCAACCCGAAUAUAUAUCUUUUGCCAUGGACAUCUUUCAAAGAUGAACAAGUUUCUGAGAAACGAAACGUACUUGUAAAUCAUAUUCGAAAAACUACCGGCAAAGCACCUUAUAGUAUACCACCUGGUGGAGACAACGAACUAGGAGUAUACGGGUAUAUACGAGCGUGGGAAGAAAUGAUGGAGCAAAACAUUGACAAAAAUUUCGAUGAUGUCGUAGUUGCAACCGGAACUUCCGGUACAACCUGUGGCCUUGCGAUUGGAAAUUAUUUGACCGGUAGUAAAUUGAAAUUGCACGGAAUUGUUAUAUCGCGAACAAAAGAAAUGGUGCAUAAUUUGAUUGAUGAAAAAUUAAAAAAUUUCGGAUUGAACGCACAAGCUCAAGAUAUUGUCGAUAUUAUUGAAGGACAUGUUGGAGGAGGAUAUAGCGUUUUCACAAAAGAGGAAAUUGCCUACUAUCUGAAAAUUGCCAAAACAACGGGUAUAUAUUGUGACCCUGUAUAUGUUGGAAAAGCAAUUAAAGGUCUAAUGGACGAAUUGAAGAACACUCCGAAACGAUUCAAAGGAAAGCGGAUUCUUUUUAUUCAUACCGGAGGCAUAUUCGGAAUGAUGGAUACUAACAGUGCCCAAUUUAUUAGAGACCAGGAAAAAUCAAGUCGAAUCAAACAAUGGAGCGAAGCAUUUCCCGAAGACGUUUAAACAAUCUUUUUUAUUAUAUCUAGUUUUUAGUACAGAAAAGUUAAAGAUUACAUAAAUGUUAAUUGUCUAAAAAUAAAUGAUAUCAAUAU
Molecule: messenger RNA, 1260 nt
Organism: Styela clava
Lineage: Eukaryota; Metazoa; Chordata; Ascidiacea; Stolidobranchia; Styelidae
Molecular function (GO): D-cysteine desulfhydrase activity
Source: RefSeq, a predicted model, not a curated record